UUAAUAAUUCGUUGUAUACAGAAGUACUUUCUCCAUUCUGAUCCAUUACUCAUUAAUUUGUAUUGGGCGACUCUCCUUGUGUUAGGAGUCUUCUCUGGGGGAAGUCCCCCCCCCCCCCCACUAUCUCAUCACCUUAGUAAUUCUGUAACUGUCUAUCAGCAUACCCGCUCUCCAUUACCACUUUUGAUAAACAAAAAGUCCCAACCAAACACCAUAUUUUCUCAUAGGUUCAGUGUUCAUCAUUGCAUCAUUGUGAGGCCCUUUUCAGACCUUGUGACUUCUUUUUUGAGAAGCAGUGAUCAGAACUGUUCAUCCUAUUCCCAGUGCAGUUACACCACAGAAAUAUAUGAUAUAACUAAACAUUUUAUUUUAGACUCCUCUGCAUGCAUUUUUUUCUUUUCAUAGCUGCUGUCACAGAUUGAUGGUUUGAUCUAUCCCUGAUCUCUUCUGCUUAGCCACGAACAAUUCAGAGGGCAUUGUUGCAUAUGUGAAGUUGUACAUUCUGCCCACACACAAAAAGGCUCCCUUCGACACCUCAAGGAUUAACAGAUUUCUGGAAUCAUAAGUUUCGCGAGGUACAAAAUACUUCCGUGAAUUAAACCCGCAAAAACUCCCGCCUCCGUAAACGCGAGGUUUUAAAAGAAGCUGCAAGCCUUGCUUUUUGGUUUUGUCGCGCUUGGAUUCUGCGCAUCGCCCUCGAAAGGGUAGACAAGGUACCCCCACCACGUGAAGGGGGCGCACUUAGCCUCUUCUACCCGCCCGCCUCCCAAGAGUGUGGCUGGCGGCCCUUUCUUCGCGGAGCUCUGGCCAGCGCGCGCUCUCAGCGUCUCCGAGAUAAGAGAGGAGGAGCAGGUGCGGCGUGCUGGGGGAAGCCUUGAUGCUCGUUGGCACGCUACGAACAGAGCUGGCCGCUGAGUGACAGGCGGCCCCGGACCCUCCCCAAGGUGCUCGGCCGCCUCAGUGAGGCGAGAGGGGGAACUCGUCCAGCCUGCCUGGCAGCCCCUUGGCGGCUCCUGCCGGGGCUUUCUCCGCCUCUUGCCUGCACUUCCUGCUCUGCCCGCAGUGCCUCCUGCGGCACCGGCGGCACUUCAAGCGGCAGCUCCUUCUUCCUUUUCCUCGCGUCCGGCUUUCCAGGAACCGCAGCUCCUUUCUUCUCUGCCAAACUCUCCCUGCUGCUGAAGGCGGGCGGCCACCUUUCUCUGCGUGGCUGCCUGCUGACCUCUCUUCGUGAAGAAGCGCUGGCCUUGCGGCCGAGGGACAGGGGCCGCGGGGGGCAGCGAAGAGAUCUAAAGCUUCUUUGAGAUGAUUGGACUGGGAAACGGCCGUCGGACAAUGAAGUCUCCACCUCUUCUAGUAGCAGCAUUAGUGGCUUGCAUUAUUGUUUUGGGCUUCAAUUAUUGGAUUGCAAGUUGUCGCAGCAUUGAUUUGCAGAAUCGUAUAAUAGAACUAGAAGGCAGAGUCCGCAGGGCAGCAGCAGAAAGAGGUGCUGUUGAACUAAAAAAGAAUGAAUUCCAAGGAGAGCUACAGAAACAGAGGGAGCAGAUUGACAAAAUCCAGAGCCUUCAUAACUUCCAGAUGGAGAAUGCUAAUAAAAUACACAGGGAUGAGAAGGCUGUGUUAAUGAAUAACAUCACAGUAAAUGAAAAAUUGAUCCAGAACUUCCAAGAACAUUUGAAAGAGUUGCAGAAGGAAUAUGGGAAACUCCAUCUGGAUGUAUAUCAUUUUCAGAAAAACCAGACUAACCUUCAGAAGAAAUUUACAUAUGAUAUGUCACAGUGCAUCAUUCAGAUGAAGGAACUGAAAGAACAGUGUGAAGAAAGGCUAGAAGAAAUUACAAGAAAAGGAAAUGAGAUACCACAGAGUAAAGAAAAAAACACGUCUGACAAGCAUUAUCAGGUUUAUAUUCCAGUACCAACAUUUGCACAACCAGAAUUCCAACAGCAUGACCUGACAAAACAAGGAAAUGAACCUGAAGAAAAACAAAAAAUAACUGAAAACUCAGUUGCUUUAGAGACACCAAAGCCAACACCCUUCAUUCAAAAUGUAGGAGAACUGGAUUAUCACAAAGACAAAGGAAAUGAUGAUUUUGUUACCAUAAAUAAAGAAGAGCCCCCAGAAGAGGAAGAAAAGCAUCCUGCAGACGAGGACCAUCCACCAGUAUUUGUUAAGCCUAGUAGAAGUAACAAGGAACUGCAUCCAGAACCUGGCAUAGAACAGAAUCCUUAUGAGGAUAUUAGAAAUACACUGGGUGAGGUUGUAGUAGAAAGGCAGAAUGGCAUAUGGACAGGACUUAUAAGACAUCAUGAUACCAAUCAGGCAAAUACAGAUGAUGAAGAAGUUGAACGAGAGCAACUGUUAAAUGAUGAUCUGCAACAGGAUGACCAGGAGAUCAGUAAGGAUGGUGAACUAAGAAGCAAGACAGCAAGACAGGGUGACAAAGGCACAGACUAUAAUUUGGAUGUGAAUGAGGCAGAGUCUGAAACAGAUAAACAAGCUGCCCUUGUUGAACAUCAACAUAAUUUGAAUGGUAAACCUUCCAAUCUUUCUGUUGUUUCUGCAUUGUUUUAAGCACUUGUUCACUGAAGGAAUUCCAGAAAUACCUCUGCAGAGAAUUUGCUUGAUCGAUCCUGUUGGAGUAAUGCAACAACUUCUUAAAUAUUCAUUUCAUUCAAAGUGAAAUCAGAUUGCUGCUUUUACAGCAAAGAAAAACUAGAUACUACUUGCUGACGUACUUUUGUGGGAAGAAAAAGUUCUUCAUCACAAUUGUUAAAAUGGAUUUUGCGUAACCCUACAAGGCAUUGCUGGUCUGCAUAUAAAUAUUCUUACAGAUAUACUGUCAUUCAAACUCUCAAUACAAUUAGGAUUACAUUAAAGUUCCUCUUUCAUUUCAGUAUCCUGAAUAGCCCAUAUGCAAAAUUACUGGAAAGUCAACAGAAGCUGUGAAGAAAGAGGUCAGCAUGUGACAAUGCAAAAACAGGUGAAACCAACUGCUCUUCAAAGCUUGAAAAGCCCAACUGGAAUCUCACUGCUAGGAUUUGUUUAAAUCAUUUGUUACUCUAAGAACUUAACCCUGAUUUUAAAAAAGAAAACAGUAAUAAUAUACUGGUAUUACACACAAAUUGUGCCAUUAUAACAUUUCAGGAGGAAGGAAGUUGUCUGUAGUUAGUCUUCAGAAACUUAUUCUGGUUUUCUUUCUAGAAAACAAAACCCUGCCUGGAAGUUGUUAGUUAAAGUUCAUAGGUGACAUUUAGCUUUAGAAAUACUGCUAAUGCCUCUUCCUACAACCUAAGUUCUUUGAAUAACCAAUUUGUUUGCUACUUUUCUGUUCAUAAUAGUAAAUUCAGGCAGAUUGUUUUAUAAAUUUACACUCAUAUCUGCUUUGAUAAAUUCAACUGGAAUCAUAGGGACUUCUAAAUAAAUAUGGAUUGGAGACUUACUUCUAAGUAAAUAUGGAUUGGGCUGCAAAUAUAUUCUCUUAAAUUCUCUUUUCAACUAUGCCCUAAUGUUUUACACUUCACUAAAGUGGAUUUUUUUAUCCUGACAUGAUCUUUGGUAUGCAGCUAGCUGACCAUCUACUUAUGAUCCACUGAGUAGACUAAACUGGCAAUCCUUCCACAAGCUGUAGUACUGUACCAGACUGGAAAAAUGGCAUGGUAUUAAAAUUGGUACUAAUAUUGCUCAUAAGUACUUUUCAGUUGUUGAGCAUAUGACCAUAAUCUUACUGGUCACAGUAGUGUCUUAAAGCUAAGGGUAACUGAGGUGUAAUGAGUACCAUGUAUUGCCACAAGGAAGGAUUACUUAUUGUAAUAUUUUUUUAAAGUUGACUGUAAAUUUUCAUUUCUGUACAAAAUAUUGGCUUGAUUUUUGAUUACUUUUAAUAAAACUGAGCCUUGUGUUUGUGUCAAUAUGAAAGGUUUCUGGGAAUAAGAACUAUGAUCAGUUUAGAGGGCUUAUAAAACUUUUCCACCCUUGUUAACAAUAUGCCAUAUCUAAUAAGGAACUGUAAUCAGGUAAACUGGAAGCAGUACACUAUCCUGUAAAGUAUGUCAUAUCAGUUAUUCUUAAAUUAAUAUACGUGUUUGUGCCAUAUAUAGAAUUCUGCCCAUAGCAGAGUUCUAUUUUAGAUAUCACUAAAUGCAUGAGAAUUUUAAAGAAUAUAAGAAUUUAUAAUAGAAGACCUGGGCCUCUUUAAUGGUAUAGCCAUAACUCUGUUAAGAAAAAAUAAUCCAAAUCCUACUCUUUAAGAAACAUUCGUGCCCAUAUAAAGUAGGUUUUUAAAUGAGAACACUUUUAAAUGAGUUCCUGGGCAUAGAAUAAGAAAUCUUGGGUAAAAAGUAAUGUGUGGAAACCUGAAGCUAAAACAAAUCAAAGGGGUUCACCUUCUACUUGUUAAGUAUUGAUUCUGUAAAAACUGAGAAAGUGGAAAAUAUUGAACUUCUAAGCUAACCAACAUUCAAAAAGUUAAAAAUACGCAGCACCAGAAUUUUUCAGGAUUUGUUUUGUUUGGAGUUCAACUUUUUGUGGAUCAAACAUAACUGCUCCCUUAAUAACCUAUUCUCUUAAAGUGUCAAGUGUGUUAUGAAAUGUUUACAGAUGUUCAAUACAAAUUCAUAAAAAUUAUUUAUAAGUCUGUAAUAAAAUCAAACAAUGCACAAUGCUUCAACAAUGUAGUUGAUAAAACCAUUUCCAGAAGAAUAACAUUGUACAAAACACUUGAAAACAGCAGUUGUCACUCAGACUAUGUAAAGAAGUCAGAGUACAGAUUUUUCAACAACUGUACUUUUGUCCAAGAACACCAUGUCCCUUCCGAGCAUAGUAUGUAAAAGCAUACCAGAGGCAGCUCUUGGUUGCACAAGUCACAGAACAUUUCCUCUUUUUUCAAACAAGUUUUACUACUGGGAAAUAUCUGUGAGGAGAGAAGUCAAAUUCUGGAGGAAC
Molecule: messenger RNA, 4938 nt
Organism: Heteronotia binoei (common prickly gecko)
Lineage: Eukaryota; Metazoa; Chordata; Lepidosauria; Squamata; Gekkonidae
Gene: GOLM1
Product: golgi membrane protein 1
Exons: 9
Coding region: 1303-2568 (421 amino acids)
Cellular component (GO): Golgi apparatus
Source: RefSeq, a predicted model, not a curated record